Blastomyces dermatitidis ER-3 is the source of this 7215-nucleotide messenger RNA. RefSeq lists its product as uncharacterized. The transcript has a single exon. Lineage: Eukaryota; Fungi; Ascomycota; Eurotiomycetes; Onygenales; Ajellomycetaceae. Bases 782 to 2809 code for a protein of 675 amino acids. The record is from RefSeq and is a predicted model, not a curated record.
UUCUCAGCCGCCUUUACGCCGGAAUGUAUUGCGCAUUACGCGGUAUUUUACCCAGAUCUCGGCCGCUUUAGUCAUCCAAUAACUAAAUUGUGAGACUUUUUAUAUCAAAACCCUCCACUUCUAUACGAAUGGCCCUGCUGUUUGCUGGCCCAGUUGAGGCAACUCUCCCGCCAAGCGGACCUCGGCCAUGGGAACAUCCAUGAUUUUUUAUUAUUUUUUAUCCCACGAACCAUGGUGGGCUGGGCAACGACGAUUGCUCCAGUUGCAACGCCCGUCUUGUCUCUUGUGGCUGCAUCAACUGGUGGCACGCCUUCGUCAUUGAGGCGUUGCAGUAAACUUUUCUCCUCUGGCCUGGGAAGAUCUCCCUCAACAACCAAGUCUCGUUUCUCUUCGUGGGGCUCUUGAAUACCCUUGGAUAUUAUUCAUCGAGGGGGGGAGAUGCAAGUCCUGUUCUCCGUCAAGUUACUGGGACACUAGAGACUUUAGACCCAUGGAGUCUCAAUAUCUUGGGCAACAAUGAUAAACCCGCUGAAAAGGGUAUAAAUAUUCAUAAAGGGAGCGAUGUUCCCUUUCUUUCAGUCAACGUCCUAUUUGCCUACACUCGUUUGAAGAUUAUAUCUUCUUAUAGAAGUUUUUACACUUUGUUCUCUUGGACAAAUCCGCUCGCUUUCAGUGAUUAGCUAGUCUUAACUGUCGCUAUCUUGGCUUCGGACGCUCUCAAAAAAGCCAGCUUAUAUAGCCCACACCAUAGAUCUCUUGACGGAGUGCUCUGAUUCUCGUCAUGAGGGUGUCUGCAACGCUUUUCGUGGCGGCCGUCGCCGAAUUUGCGUUCGCGCUGCCAGGAAAGUAUCCUCCUUAUGGGGAUUCCGCGUCGGAGACUAAUUCAAGCUAUCCGGUUCCUCCUGUGACGGACUCGUAUCCUGCUUACUCGGAGCAUCCCUCGGUUGACUCUUAUUACCCGACUCUUCCUCCCAGUGAUACGAGCUCGUACCCAACUCCACCUCCAGUUACAUACUCAUCAUUCUCAUCAUAUCCAGUUGCGCCUCCAUCUUCCUCGAAACCACCUUCUGUGACGGACUCUUCUUACCCAGUCCAUCCGCCCAGUGCCACGAAGUCUUAUCCAGUUCCACCUUCCAGUGGGACGGGUUCCUAUCCAGUUCCUCCAAACAUUACGGAUUCAUAUCCAGUUCCCUCUUCUUCACACCCAGUCACCACCCCUCCUAUUAUUACGGACUCCUUCUCCGUCAGUCCCCCUAGUAGUGCUACAGGUUCCUAUCAAGUUCCUCCAAACAUUACGGAUUCAUAUCCAGUUCCCCCUUCUUCACACCCAGUCACCACCCAUCCUACUAUUACGAAGUCUUACUCCGUCCAUCCUACCAAAACCACGUAUAGAGUUACAACUUAUACUGUAACGGAUACGAUAACCAGAACAAAGUGGUUCCCCCACUCGACACCUACCACUUCCUCGGGUGGCCAUACUUACUAUACUACCUGGGAAACUGCUUCUACCUGGACGACAACUACGUGGUAUACUAUUACUAAGACGCUCACCCUACCUACUUACACUCCUCCGCCUCCUACUUACACUCCUCCGCCUCCUACUUACACUCACACAUCCGAGUGUCCUCCUUAUUGCCUAACAAGCUGCCCGACAGUUUACACGGUUACCACCACCGUCACUGAGUGCGGUGGCGAUGCUUGCGGAGGAUGGUAUCCCCAGACAACAACUACACCUACCUCUUAUCCUCACUAUUCACCCACGUCUUAUCCUCACUAUCCACCCCAGUCUUAUCCUCACUCUUCACCCACGUCUUAUCCUCACUAUCCACCACAGUCUUAUCACCCUACUAGCAGUUACGUCGAACAGUCGUAUCCAACGACGUCACCAUAUCCUACUGGCAUGAGCAGUGAUGUCAAGCCCUCAUAUCCAAUGACAUCACACUAUCCAUACCCGUCGUAUCCUCACUAUCCACCCCAGUCUUAUCCUCACUCUUCACCCACGUCUUAUCCUCACUAUCCACCACAGUCUUAUCACCCUACUAGCAGUUACGUCGAACAGUCGUAUCCAACGACGUCACCAUAUCCUACUGGCAUGAGCAGUGAUGUCAAGCCCUCAUAUCCAAUGACAUCACACUAUCCAUACCCGUCGUAUCCUCACUAUCCACACCCGUCGUAUCCUCACUACCCACACUCGUCUUAUUCUCAUCAUCCUACGAGCAGUGAUGUCAAGCCCUCAUAUCCAACAACAUCAUCUUAUCCUCACUAUCCACAACCUUCGUAUCCUCACUACCCACACACGUCUUAUUCUCAUCACCCUUCAAGCAGUGACGUCGAACCGUCGUAUACAGUAACAUCAUCACCCUAUCCUACUGGCACGAGCAGUGAUGUCAAGUCCUCAUAUCCAGUGACAUCGUCACCCUAUCCUACUGGCACGAGCAGUGAUGUCAAGUCCUCAUAUCCAGUGACAUCGUCACCCUAUCCUACUGGCACGAGCAGUGAUGUCAUGUCCUCAUAUCCAGUGACAUCGUCACCCUAUCCUACUGGCACGAGCAGUGAUGUCAAGUCCUCAUAUCCAGUGACAUCGUCACCCUAUCCUACUGGCACGAGCAGUGAUGUCAUGUCCUCAUAUCCAGUGACAUCGUCACCCUAUCCUACUGGCACGAGCAGUGAUGUCAAGUCCUCUUAUCCAGUGACAUCGCCACCAUAUCCUACUCCUAGCUCUCACAUUGAGCCUCCAUAUUCAGAGGCAUAUCCUACCCAUUCUGGGUAUCUCAGAGAACGGAGGUUCGCUCUUCCGGUCUUCUUCUAAAUGAAAUAUAAACGACAACUUGUGGCACGCGCGGAGGGGAGAUAAGCCCAUCGUCCAUGCUUUAAAUAUUUUUACUCCACGCCCAGUUAUGUUAAUUUGAUAUUACCGUACAUUUUAUCCCUCAUGAUUGAUUAUACCUCGUAUCUCCUAAUUUUCAACUUAUAUCCAUUUACCUUCCUAUUUUACCUUACACCAAACCCCUUCCUUUUCAUCAUCUUGCGUUUCUCAAAUUAUGAGUAUACGUCUAGCAUCAGCGGCAUUUCGACUACUGUCCUUCCUUUAAUGACGCCCCCAUGGCUUCUAAUGAUUUGUGACUUCAUUUUUACAGUUUUUUUCCUUGACUUUGAUGAGGGGCUCUCUUCCAUGGUCGGACCGUCGAUGUACAUGAUUUCUUUGAAACGCACCAACACUCCUUACGCAUAUCAGAAUAUCAAAAAAUUGGCGUUAAUUUCUUUUCUUUUUUCUUAUGACAGGAUGAACUUGAUAUAUUCAUUAACCUACAUGUUUUAUCGAGGGAUAGUAUCAGAUUAGGAUCUUACUUUAUUAUAAGCAAAAUAAAUAUGCUUAAAUUAGAAGGAAGGCUAGCCUCAAGAACCUCUUAAAACCACACGCGAUGUAACAAUGAGGAAUUAUCAUAUAGUUAUCGAAGGAGAGUACAGGCGCAGUUUCACUAGUACAUUACAUCUAAGCACUCUCCUCCCUUGCCUCCGCUCCCCUUCGGACGGACGGGCAACAACCCAGUCCGAAUUACUUCAACACAACCCCCUCCCCCUCCUCUGUCUCCGCGUACAAACCGUCUCCCUCAAAAAAACCUUACCAAGGCCUCCGUAUCCUCAGCCUCCGCAUCAGACUCAUUCCGUAUCUCAAGCGAAAACUCCAUCAGUCCCCUCAGGCGCCGGAUGGGACGAUGCCACUCAGCGUCCAGCGACCGAACCGGGCCAGCAGGCAGCGACACCAGAACAAGCAUGAGGAACCCUUAGUCCAUACAUUUUCGUCGCCAAUAUAUCGCAGAACUCAUCAUAGACGUUCCUCUCCUCGUCCUUGUUGUAGCUACUAUCCGCCGCCACCGACGAGGCCCACAGCAUCGGUCCCACCACUGUCUUUGGUUGGCUCCCCCUGCUACUGAUGGUGGAAGCGGGCGGUCCGGAGCAACUCUACGCCAGCUAGAGGUGGACGGGUGGGUGGCGCCCGGAGGAAUCUGACAUGUGAACAGGUUCUCCGGCCCGAUGAGCUUGGCGAAUGGAUUCCAUGUCUCCUGGAAGACAGGCGUGGAGUAGAAGAGAGGGGCGGCCUAUUGUGGAUUUGGUGGCAUGUUAGGAGGAAGGCUGGAGACCUGCGACCUGCAACCUGUCGACUGAGCAUUGAAAGUAAAAAUGAUCAUAUUCGUUGCGCCUAGUUCGGCUUCGUAGAGGGUAUGCGGAUAUGACUGAUACGGCCCUUGUUGUGCAAGAGGUGGAUUGUAUCGCGGCCGAAGUUGAGUUUGUAGAUUAGAACGCGGAUUUCAGGGGGUAUCCGGGUGAGGAAAUAGGAUUCCUGUAUAGUCUUGGGUGGUGGUGUAGGCAACGGGGGGAGUCCUGGUCACGAAACCGCGGAACGUUUCUAUGAAGUUCAACAUUGAUCUGACACUGGGUAUGAAUUGCAAGUCUUUUGGAAGAAGAGCACUUAGUAGGGAAUGAUACCGUAAAAAAUAUAUGUGUGUCCGGGAUUUGAACCUCCUCUGAGAAUGUCAAAAAAUUAAACCCAGCAGAGGCCAGCCGAAGUUAUGUAGUCACACAGAAUUAGAAGUAAAUAUUGAGGCCUUGGGGGCGAUACUCAGAUAGGUCCCCAUGAAUCUUCCAAAAGCACUCGAUACCUUAGUUUCUAAUGUCUCAUAACAUAGACUCAGACAGGCAGGGUUGAUUUCCGCCUUGCAUCGCCGACUCUCCAGAAGCCUUCAAAUAUAAAAAGGCUCCCAGGCUGCUAGAUAAAUAGAGCCUAUCAAGCUCCAGCAUCGCAGGCACGUUGGAAGCUCCCUUCAAGGUGAGCUGUUCGGCAAGCCGCGAUCUGGCCGUUUUGCAACGGCGGGAGAAGGAUGAUUCGUCAGGAUUCAUCAUUGAAUCAAGCUCCAUCCAAUCCAGUCUUGCGACGUCGUCGCACACCUACAGACAGACAGGCUAGUCUUUGGGCGUUGAUUGGGCUUUUGAGUCCUUCAUAAUAAGUACUGCGUAGUUACCAGUUAUUCGAUCGCUACCUGCUGUUAAAUAUAUCCUAUUCCAGCAACAGGAAGCAACAGGCAGACGAAUAUGAUUCUUGAGGCGCUUUAUAAAUAGCUGAAACAGGCGCACAAGGAUUGGAACCUGGCCGUCCUCAACGCAUCCCCAUGGGAAUAAAUUGGCGCUGGACACACGGUGGGAUAGUUGAUUGUUUUGAUUAUUAUUGUUUUGAAGGCUAGGAAUUCAAAUAAUGUUUGAAACUCUUUGGAUUUGUUUAUUCUCUUCCUCUCCCCCACAACUCCUAGCCUUUUUUUCUUUUUUCUUUUUUUCUUUUUGUUUUGAAAAAAAAAAGGCCCGGAAAGAAAAAGAAAUCGAGAAAAAGGCUUUCUCAUCAAAAGGAAACGAAGCAGGGUAUUUUGGUAAAAGUAUAGCAAGAGCUGACUGACAACCACGCAACGCCUGUGACACAGAUAUCAAACGUAUUUCCCAAAAUUUGCCCCGUCACUUGAAAUUGGAUGGUAUGACGAUGGUGAUGAUGAUAUUCCCGAUGAGGAAAACCGCGGCACAAAUAUUUUUUUUUCUUUUUUUUUUUAAAAAAAAAAAAUAGCAUUAACGAGUGGGUCCACUGGUCAAAAGAAAAAUAACGGAAAUAGAUUCAAGGGGAGAGGGUUAAAAUAUAAAUAGUAACUGAGAAAAGAUGAAAAGUAAAUUAGAAGGGACAGUAGAAAAAAAAAAAAAAAAAACAAGGCGCACAGAUAUAACUAAUAACUACGUGUGCGAAAAUGAAAUACACGUUGCUGCUUGCUGCUCCACUCUUCUUUAAGAAACACACAGAAGACGAAAACACCUAUACACACACACAUAAAAUCAAUAAGCCGUCGCAACUAUUCCACUCCACCACCCAGGUCGUCUUGGUUUUUCCCCGGCCGAAAUUGAGGAUAUGUUUGAACCCUGCCUACGCCAUACGCCAAAGAUAACGAAUUCAACAAAAAGGAACUAUAUCGGGGGUGCCAAACAGGGCAGAUUCGUUCAGAAACACGGGAAGAAUGUGAUGUGAGAUACGGGGGAGGAAAUAGAAGAGAGAUUUAAAGAAACAUCAAAAAAAAAGACAAAUACCAACGACAUAUUAAGAAAGGUAAAGCCCAAAAAAAGGUAAUAAAAUGAAUAAAGUGAAACCAAAAAGAUAAUAAAGUAGUAACGACAAUGAUAGCAUGGCCACAAUAAAAACGCAAUGGUACGAGGUAGUAGUGCGAAAAACAAAAGCGAGAGAUAGCUAGGAAAUAUAAAAAGCGAAACCGAAUAGUAUAUAUGCAGAAAUGAGGCCAUAAUCGUCUUACACAAGUAAACGAAGUCGCAAAGAGAAAUAAAACGAGAACGGAAAGAGGAAAGAGUCGUGAGUAAAAGGAAAGGAGGCAGGAACUACCCUGGAAAACCAAGGAGAAAGCUGACUUAGCCGGUCCAUGACCGUAGUAGAUGCUACUUCUAAUCUUUAGUCCACGAACUAGCCACACGGGUUUGACGUGUACUCACUACGUCAGAUUUCUGAUUCGGAUUGGGACCACCAGAUGCCGAUGUAGCUUGACUGUCCAUCCCCGGUCGUUGGUUCUUCGUGUCUAGUGAUUUCAUUCCAUUGCUGUUGGGGACGUGGUGAGGAGGCUCGCCGCUGCUCGACAUUCUUGGCUCCUUGCUCUUUUCCAGGAGGGAACCACCGAGAGUUGCGCACUUCAAGAUGGUUUGAAUCAUCUGGUUCUGUUUCAGAGGUUUAGCCAGGUAUUCAUCCAUCUGGGCUUGGAUACAUUUCUCCCGGUCACCGAGCAUCGCGUGUGCGGUCAAAGCGAUAAUGGGCGUUCGUGAUAGUCCGUUUUUCUUUUCAUAUUCUCGGAUCUUGCCCGUAGCUUCGAAUCCUCCCAUAACAGGCAUUUGGACAUCCAUCAAAAUGACGUCGUAUCGACGCUUCUUGAUCGCUUCCACAGCUUGAAGGCCAUUGCUGACAACGGUCACGCCAUGGUUGCAUUUCUCCAGUAUCUUGACGGCAACCCUCUGGUUCACAUCGUUGUCCUCGGCCAAAAGAAUAUCAAACGAUCUUGUGUGGUCCGUAGUUAUUGGCGUGGAACGUCCUUCAAGAGCAGGCAACAUGCCAUUGCCUAGAUCGAUAGGCUGACAAGGAGUUGUCAUGUACGAUGUGAUACCCAGAUCCAGUGCUGACUUCAGACU